UCCUAUGAGUGUUUACAGCCUCACCACCUACACACACACACACACCAUGCUUCUCCUCGCCUUCAAGAUGUCACUACUUUUGCUUCUUGCUUUACUACUACUCUCCCGUGCAAAUUCGAAGACGGUGAUGCAGCUCGAUAGAGAAGCAGAAGCCCUUCUUCGAUGGAAAUCCAACUUCGACGAUGUCUCCGGGGCUUCAGGCUGCCUCAAGUCAUGGAGCCAGCACAUCAGCCCGUGCAACUGGACUGGUGUUGACUGCAUCACCACGGUGCCUCAUGGCCGUGGCUGGAGUGGCGGCGAUGCUGUCCCAGUCCCAGUCGUGGGCAGCAUCUCUCUUCCCAUGUGCAACCUCUCUGGCCGGUUAGAUGGGCUCGACUUUGCGGCGUUGCCUCGUCUUGCUCAUCUGGACCUCAACGACAACAACCUCUCAGGGCCGAUCCCGCCGAGCAUCGGUACACUUGAUGAACUCAUUUUACUGGAUCUCUCAAGCAAUGCCCUCUCCGGACCGAUCCCACCCUCCAUAGGUAAUCUUACCAGCCUGACAUACCUUGAUCUCUCACAGAAUUAUCAGUUCCUGAACGGACACCUCCCUUCCACACUUGGCAUGCUACACAACUUGAACAAGCUUGAUCUGUGUCGUAAUAGCUUUACUGGCCCGAUACCUCCCAGUUUGGGAAAUUUGACCUCGUUGGAUUUCAUUGGCCUUAGCUUCAACAAUUUAUCGGGUAGCAUACCACAUGAGUUGGGGAUGCUCCAUAGGCUAUCGUUCCUGCAUCUGCUUGGGAAUAGAAUCACUGGCUCCAUUCCUGGAAGCUUUGGGAAUCUAACAAGGCUAGAAUUACUGGAUGUUUCAGACAAUCAUAUAGUUGGCUCCAUCCCUUCCACCUUCUGGAAUCUGAAAUCUCUAAAAAAGCUUGUACUAGCUUCCAACCGGAUUAAUGGGCUGCUGCCACAAGAAAUAGGGUUUCUAGUGAACCUCACUCAUCUAGAUCUAAGCAGCAAUCAGUUUACAGGACCAAUUCCACCUCAAAUAGGACAGUGCCGCCAUUUGUUGCAGUUGCGCAUAUCAGAUAAUUUAUUGACAGGACCAAUACCACAAGAUCUUGGGGGGUGUACUGGCCUGUACGAGCUGGAUUUCAGCAGGAAUAAUCUAAGUGGCACCAUCCCAAUCAUUCUUGCACAGCUUUACCAACUGCACAACCUGAAUCUGUCAUACAACAGUUUGGUUGGCAGAUUUGGGGGCACAUCUCUCCCUUCAGCCUUAGUUUCUCUUGACCACAAUAUUGAUAUCUGUGGUGACAAACGGUAUGGCUUAACACCAUGUGAAGCAUUGGAGCUCGAUGGAAGAAAUAAGGGGAAAAGACACAAUAAACGCCUUUUUUUGGCGCUACUUCUUGCUUUGGGUCUCUUUUGCUUCAUUGCUCUGGCAGUAGGAAGCUUGGCACUUUUUUGUUGGAGGAAAAAAUUUAAGAAAUGCAGGACCAAAAGCAAGCCCGGAGAUAUGUUCUCCAUAUGGAAUUUCAACGGGAAGAUUGCAUUCCAAGACAUACUCGAUGCAACAGAAAAUUUUGAUGAAAAAUAUUGCAUUGGUUCUGGAGGACACGGGUCUGUCUUCAGAGCUGAGGUUCGUGGAAGUGUCUUUGCAGUCAAGCUGCUCCACUCGAUGGAAGACUACACAGAUGAAGGAACAUUUCAUGCUGAGAUCGAUGUGCUAACCAAAACAAGGCAUCGAUGCAUAGUGAAGCUGUAUGGGUACUGCUCUCACUCCCAGUGCAGAUUUCUGGUGUACGAUCUCAUGGAAAGGGGAAGCUUAGCAUCCAUUCUUCACGAGGAACAACUUGCAAGGGAGCUUGACUGGCCCAAAAGAGUUUCCAUUGUGAGGGAUGUAGCUCAAGCUCUCUCUUACCUGCACCACGAUUGUGAUGAACCCAUCAUACAUCGUGACAUCAAAAGUAACAAUAUCUUAUUAGACCGUGAUUUUAAAGGAUAUGUCUCAGAUUUUGGCAUGGCAAGGAAGUUGAAGCAUAUUUACUCGAGUUCAAGUACUAUCUUUGCAGGGACAUGCGGCUACAUGGCACCAGAAUUAUCUUCUACAAUGGUGUUGACAGAGAAGUGUGAUGUAUAUAGCUUUGGUGUAGUUGUCAUGGAAGUGGUGAUGGGAAAGCACCCAGGAGAUCUUCUGCUUCCAUUCUUUUGCCAAACACAGCAGCAUACAAAGCUCAAGGAUAUCCUGGACCAGCGCAUUAUUGUAGAGCCAACAAGCAGUGAAGAAAAGGAUAUUAUUCUGCUCGUUCUUGUGGCCUUUGGGUGUUUGCAAAUCUGUCCAAAAGCUCGGCCAACGAUGGAGCAGGUGUGUCAAGCCCUCACAAACGGAAGUUGCCCAGCAGCCAUCCUGAAGCCACUUCACGAAGUUACGCUACAAGAUUUGCAUGAUUUCUGCAGCACCAUACAGAAUAUAUGAUGGCCCUAUAGUCUCAAGAGUCGGGAACAUUUUGGCUUGUGCAUUUGUGUACAUAUCUUAUUAUCUAAAGCUGCUUUUGAUAUUAUUUGGCCCUGUAAUCUCUUUUGUUUCUCCUUUUUUUUUAUCCUUUUUGUACAGUUUGAACCUGAUGUGUGUUCUUUUUCCUUCGUUUUAAUACAACUAUUAUUCAGUAGGGGGUCUGCCCCUCCUUUUCUUUAAA
This is a messenger RNA of Panicum virgatum (switchgrass), 2681 nucleotides long. RefSeq names its product MDIS1-interacting receptor like kinase 2-like. Gene Ontology annotation, molecular function: protein kinase activity; protein binding; ATP binding. The record is from RefSeq and is a predicted model, not a curated record. NCBI's taxonomy places the organism in Eukaryota, Viridiplantae, Streptophyta, Magnoliopsida, Poales, Poaceae. Bases 5 to 2461 code for a protein of 818 amino acids. Gene Ontology annotation, cellular component: plasma membrane. Gene Ontology annotation, biological process: protein phosphorylation. The transcript has 2 exons.